Molecule: messenger RNA, 1272 nt
Organism: [Candida] anglica
Lineage: Eukaryota; Fungi; Ascomycota; Pichiomycetes; Serinales; Debaryomycetaceae
Source: the annotation of a GenBank genome assembly
CAAACUUUUCCAAAUUAAUCUUGAUAGAAACAUUUCUUUAAAUAAUUUUUUUUAAAAAAAAACAAGUAAAGGAAGAUGUCUUCAUUUGGUACUCUUUUCCGUGUCACAACCUACGGUGAAUCCCACUGUAAGUCUGUUGGAUGUAUUGUUGAUGGUGUUCCACCAGGAAUGCAAUUAACUGAAGCUGAUGUGCAACCACAAUUAUCUAGAAGAAGACCAGGUCAAUCCAAAUUGCUGACUCCUCGUAAUGAAAAAGAUCAAGUCCACAUUCAAUCCGGUACUGAAAACGGGUUAACUUUGGGUUCUCCAAUCGGUAUGCUCGUUGCUAACGAAGAUCACCGUCCUCAUGAUUACUCCGAAACUGAUUUAUACCCCAGACCUUCUCAUGCUGAUUACACUUACAUACAGAAAUAUGGUGCCAAGUCUGCUUCUGGUGGUGGUAGAUCCUCUGCCAGAGAAACUAUUGGCCGUGUUGCUGCUGGUGCCGUUGCUGAAAAGUUCCUUAAGUUGGCUAAUGGUGUUGAAAUCGUUGCCUUUGUAAGUUCCAUUGGUAAGGUUUCCAUGGAUCGUAACCCAGAAUCUCCAGAAUUUCAAAAGAUUCUCAAUACUAUCACUCGUGAAGAAGUAGAUGAAACCGGUCCAAUCAGAUGUCCAGAUGCUUCUGUUAGAGAUUUGAUGGUCAAGGAAAUUGAACACUACCGUGACUCCAAGGAUUCCAUUGGUGGUGUUGUCACCUGUGUGGUGCGUAACUGUCCUGUUGGUCUUGGUGAACCAUGUUUCGACAAGUUUGAAGCCACUUUGGCCCAUGCCAUGCUCUCUCUUCCAGCCACCAAGGGUUUCGAAUUUGGUUCUGGUUUCUUGGGUACCGCCAUUCCAGGUUCCAAGCAUAAUGAUCCUUUCUACCAUGACGAAACCACUGGUCGUCUUAGAACCACCACAAACUUCUCUGGUGGUGUUCAAGGUGGUAUCACCAAUGGUGAAAACAUUUACUUUUCCGUAGCCUUCAAGUCUGCUGCCACCAUUUCUCAAGAACAAUCAACUGCCACUUACGAUGGUAAGGAUGGUGUUUUGGCUGCCAGAGGUAGACACGAUCCAUCUGUGACCCCUAGAGCUGUUCCUAUUGUUGAGUCCAUGGUUGCCUUGGUUUUGGCCGAUCAAUUGUUGAUUCAAAAAUCUAGAGAAUUUUCUAGAAGUAUUGUUAGUAAAUAAACUAACAAUAGAAUAGAUAAAGAUAAAUAAUUACGAAAGGGAAUAAAUGAAGUAGGAUGAUUU